This is a messenger RNA of Andrographis paniculata, 915 nucleotides long. RefSeq lists its product as uncharacterized. The transcript has 3 exons. The record is from RefSeq and is a predicted model, not a curated record. The coding region runs from base 1 to 915 and encodes 304 amino acids. Lineage: Eukaryota; Viridiplantae; Streptophyta; Magnoliopsida; Lamiales; Acanthaceae.
AUGACAUACGGAGGCCUAAUGAAGGUUUGUUGCUUGAAUGGCGUCGUGGAAAGGAGGAAAGUAGCACUCCGAGGAAUUAUGUUUUUUAGGACGAUAAGGGUGUCGAGGACGAUGGGGGUGAUGACGCUCAUGAGAUUUGAGAAGUUAACAUGUGGAUUUGAUCCGCAAGAUGAAGAAAGAUUUCGAAAAGGGAAAGACAUUGCAACUCUAGACUCGGAAGAGGAAAGCGAGGGGGACGACGAGGACAACGAUGAAGACGAUGACUCGCAAGGGAAUUUCGAGUACAUGGGUGUUGACGAACCCGUGUGGACCGAUUACACGGAGGGAAUGGACAGUUGUGGUUGGUAUGAGGCUCAAUCGCAUGCUGAAGAAGGGGCAUAUGCGAGCGAUGACGAUGACGAUGACGAUGACGAUGACAAUACUGAUGACGAUGAUGGUGAUGGUGAUGAUGACGAUGACAAUGAUGAUGACCGUGAUCGUGACGAUGACGAUGAUGAAGACAAUGACAAUGACGAUGAUGAAGACGAUGACGAUGACAAUAUAGAUGCCGACGAAUAUUGGGAGGAGUUGCGGAUUUAUCGGGAGAGUCAACGAGAUAAAACCCAUGAAGAAAGUUCUGAUGGUGAGGAUCAAAUCUUUGAUAGCAGUGAGUGGAAAAGCGAGGAUGCGGAAGGCGAAAUUCACUCGGACACUUCCCUAACGGAUAAGGGAGCAGCAGAACCUGGUGGGGGUGAUGUACCAAUGGAUGAACCUCACUUGGCGGAUGAAACUGAGGCGACUGGAGAAUCGGAUCACGGGACGGGGGUUAACCCGACCACAGAUGGGUGGAUUAGUGAUGAAUUGAGCGAGGAGGACGGGGUACUUCGUAGUCUGGCAGAUUCUAUCGACACCGGGGGGCCGGCGUACGAGGAAUGA